Choloepus didactylus (southern two-toed sloth) is the source of this 2226-nucleotide messenger RNA. It is a transcript of the gene TDP1, whose product is annotated as tyrosyl-DNA phosphodiesterase 1. Bases 111 to 1919 code for a protein of 602 amino acids. Lineage: Eukaryota; Metazoa; Chordata; Mammalia; Pilosa; Megalonychidae. Gene Ontology annotation, biological process: single strand break repair; double-strand break repair. Gene Ontology annotation, cellular component: nucleus. The transcript is spliced from 16 exons. Gene Ontology annotation, molecular function: double-stranded DNA binding; 3'-tyrosyl-DNA phosphodiesterase activity; single-stranded DNA binding. The record is from RefSeq and is a predicted model, not a curated record.
CGAGGUGCGCGCCGCGGAGUGGAAGGUUCGAACCGCGGGCGAGCGCUGGCGGCCGCGGAGGGCCGGGAUUCGAGGCGACUGCGGGUUCCGGGUACCUCAGACGAAGUAUAAUGUCUCAGGAGGGCAAUUAUGGGAGGUGGACAAUAUCCAGUAGUGAUGAAAGCGAGGAUGAAAAGCCAAAACUGGACGAGCCGUCCACCUCUUCUCUCCCCCACGCCGGGCAAGCAGCAGCACAUGAGCCCUGGUACACCUGUUCUGAUGCUCGGAAAGCCGCCCACAGGAGGAAACUGUCACCUGUGAAAUUCAGCAACACAGAUUCGGUUCCAGAAAUUUCACCUCCCAAAAGGCAGAAAAGUGGCUCCCAGGAAGACCUAGGUUGGUGUCUCUCCAGCAGUGACGAGGAGCAGCAGAAGCAGGCUGAGAAGGUGGAGGUCAAAGAGGAGAAAGUCAUUUUGCCCAAAGACUGUGCUGUACAAAAAACUGAGAAUCCCGUCAGCCACAGGCUCAAGGAGGAGGUAGACGAGUACGAAACAUCAGGGGAAGGCCAGGACAUUUGGGACAUGCUGGACAAAGGGAACCCCUUCCAAUUCUAUCUCACUCGGGUCUCAGGGAUCAAGCCAAAGUACAACUCUGGAGCCCUCCACAUCAAGGAUAUUUUAUCUCCGCUGUUUGGGACACUUGUUUCUUCAGCUCAGUUUAACUACUGCUUUGAUGUGGACUGGCUCAUAAAACAGUAUCCGCGAGAGUUCAGGAAUAGACCAAUUCUGCUUGUACAUGGCGAUAAAUGGGAAGCUAAAGCUCAGUUGCAAGCCCAGGCAAAGCCUUAUGAGAACGUUUCCCUCUGCCAGGCAAAGCUGGAUAUUGCAUUUGGAACACACCACACGAAAAUGAUGUUACUGCUGUACAAAGAAGGCCUCCGGGUUGUCAUCCACACCUCCAACCUCAUCCAUGAAGACUGGCACCAGAAAACUCAAGGAAUUUGGUUGAGCCCCUUGUACCCACGAAUUCCCCCUGGUACCCACAGCUCUGGAGAAUCAACUACACAUUUUAAAGCUGACCUUAUCAGUUACUUGAUGGCUUAUAAUGUUCCUUCUCUCAAGGAGUGGAUAGACAUCAUCCAUGAACACGAUCUUUCUGAAACAAAUGUUUACCUUAUUGGAUCAACCCCAGGGCGCUUUCAAGGAAAUCAGAAAGAUAAUUGGGGACAUUUUAGGCUCAGGAAGCUUCUGAAGGAAUAUGCCUCAUCCAUACCGAAAGCUGACUCCUGGCCUGUUGUAGGUCAGUUUUCAAGCAUUGGCUCCAUGGGGGCUGAUGACUCAAAAUGGUUAUGCUCUGAGUUUAAAGAGAGCCUCACAACACUGGGAAAGGAUGGCAAGACCCUGGGGAAAAGUGCCAUUCCUCUACACCUGAUUUAUCCUUCUGUGGAAAAUGUGCGGACAAGCUUAGAAGGAUAUCCUGCUGGAGGCUCACUUCCCUAUAGCAUCCAGACAGCUGAAAAACAGAACUGGCUCCAUUCCUACUUUCACAAAUGGUCAGCUGAGACAUCUGGCCGCAGCAAUGCCAUGCCACAUAUUAAGACCUAUAUGAGGCCCUCUCCAGACUUCAGCAAAAUUGCUUGGUUCCUUGUCACAAGCGCUAAUCUGUCCAAGGCCGCCUGGGGAGCUUUAGAGAAAAACGGUGCCCAGCUGAUGAUCCGCUCUUAUGAGCUCGGAGUCCUUUUCCUCCCUUCAACAUUUGGCCUGGACAGCUUCAACGUGAAACAGAAAUUCUUCAAAGGCAGCCAGGAGCCAGUGGCCUCCUUCCCUGUACCAUAUGAUUUGCCUCCAGAACUGUAUGGAAGUAAAGAUCGGCCAUGGAUUUGGAAUAUUCCUUAUAUCAAAGCACCAGAUACACAUGGGAACAUGUGGGUUCCCUCCUGAAACUCCUAAUGCACUGUGAAAUUUAAGUGUAAGAUGUUGAGCCUGAAACACUGGCUCUUCUUGUUGUUUAUACUGGAUGUUCACUUCCCUUACUUCUCUGUGCCCCUAAGAAACUUUUUGCAAAGGCCACUCUUAUGAAUGUGGAAUAUUGUUUAGACUUUUAAUGGCCAUUGUUAACAUUCUCACUAAAAAAAAAAAUAGUAUUUUCUUAAUUCACUUUUAUAUACUUUGGCAUGAAACCUAUUAAACUUCACAAUGUUAAAAAAAAAUACGGAUACAAGUUGUCCUUUUGGUGAUACAAAAUCUC